AACAACGUAAUUAUUCAAACGAAAGUGUCAGUGCAAGGAGAUCAGAUAGGAAACGGUACUUUUGCUAGACAAUAUGUUUGCAAUUCGUAAUACGCUUCAUUUUUGCAAUAUUUCGCCUAUUCGUCACCUAUCAACAAUUCCAUUUUCUAGUGACUUCAUUUUUCGACAGUUAUUCGACGCGACGAGCAGCACGUACACUUAUUUACUUGCGGAUACGACGACGCGGGAAGCCGUCCUUAUCGAUCCGGUGUUUGAACAUGCCGGGCGGGACGCCCAACUUUGUAAGGAUUUAAAUUUAAACCUGAAAUAUGCAAUGAAUACCCACAUGCACGCUGACCAUAUAACUGGAACUGGAGUGCUUAAAAAAUUAACAAAAUGUAAAAGCGUAAUAUCGAAAGCGAGCGGUGCCGAUGCCGAUGUACAUGUGAACGAAACUGAUGUUGUAACUUUCGGUAGGCAUAAAUUACAAAUUUUUGCAACACCUGGUCACACUAAUGGUUGUAUUACUUAUUAUUCACCCGAACAGGGUAUCGCUUUCACUGGGGAUACGCUUUUAAUUCGUGGCUGCGGGAGAACCGAUUUCCAAGAAGGGAAUUCCGAGAUGCUUUACCACAACGUGCACAAAAAAAUUUUUACAUUGCCACCUGCUACUCAAUUAUAUCCAGCCCACGACUAUAAAGGUUUGACUAGUACAACGGUCGACGAGGAGAAACGCCUUAAUCCGCGUCUCACCAAAAGCCUCCAAGAAUUCGUCAAGAUUAUGGACAAUUUGAAUCUGCCCUAUCCAAAAAUGAUUGAUAAAGCGGUUCCUGCAAACAAAGUGUGUGGGGUUUUUGAACUAUCCCCUCAAUAGAUCAAUAUGUAUCCGGCAUUACGACCUAUGGCUCAUGUAGACAUCGGAAAUCCAUUGCAAUAUUCUGCACUUUAUGGCAUUUAGUUUGAAAGGGCGAGUUUUGUGGGGUGUUAGUUGUGAUUUUCUUUAUUAUAUGUUCUUGUACCUUCAUUUACUCUUAUUCUUGUACUCCGUUAUAUAAGAUGUUAACGUAUUUUUAAUAAAUGCUUUACAGUUUGCCGUU
Messenger RNA from Photinus pyralis (common eastern firefly), 1076 nucleotides. RefSeq names its product persulfide dioxygenase ETHE1, mitochondrial. The record is from RefSeq and is a predicted model, not a curated record. Gene Ontology annotation, molecular function: sulfur dioxygenase activity. Gene Ontology annotation, biological process: glutathione metabolic process; hydrogen sulfide metabolic process. NCBI's taxonomy places the organism in Eukaryota, Metazoa, Arthropoda, Insecta, Coleoptera, Lampyridae. The transcript has 5 exons. The coding region runs from base 74 to 853 and encodes 259 amino acids.